GUUUACCCCGCCAGAGCAGCUCCAGGUCCGGCUCCGCACGGCGACGUCUCCCGCUGCCUUUCACCGAGUCUCCGAGACCCCACCACGGCCCCCCGGGACCUCAUACCUGUACCCCGCGCUGCCAGAUGGACGCACUGCACAGGAGGACGCCGCGAGCCAGACUCGGUCCUCUGAGAUGUUACUGAGCGACAACAAUGGGCCAGAGAAGGAAAUCCAGCCGCUGAGGCCAAUGAGCUGUUUUCCGCUCUCUGAAAAAACCACAGCAGCUACGCCGACUGACUGACGGAGCCAUGGCCCCCCUGGUGUUCUGAUCCUCCUUCCCCGACUGACCUCUGCACCUUUUCCUUCGGCCAUAUUGAAGACACUGCGUCCCUCGCAGCUCUGCGGCAGGUUCAGCAUGGCGACACCCUUUCUGUGGAAGCUGUCGUCCCAGAAGCUGGGCUUCUUCCUGGUCAGCUUCGGGUUCAUCUGGGGGAUGAUGCUGUUGCACUUCACCAUCCAGCAGCGGGCCAGCCACGAGAACAGCGCCGUGCUGCGCCAGCAGAUCCUGGACCUGAGCAAGCGCUACAUUAAAGCUCUGGCUGAGGAGAACCAGAGCGUCAUGGACGGACCGUAUGUGGGAACCAUGACGGCUUAUGACUUGAAGAAGACCCUGGCGGUGCUGCUGGAUAACAUCAUGCUGAGGCUCGGCAAGCUGGAGUCCAAGGUGGAAAACAUGUUCAACGGCACGGGAGGCAACCUGACCAACGGCAGCAGCACUGCCGCUCCCAGCGCCGCCAACUCCGAGAAAGUCAACGUCGCCGACCUCCUGAACGGAGCCCAGGAGAAGUGUGAGCUGCCGGCGUUGGAAGGUUUCCCUCACUGCGAGGCCAAGCUCAAGUGGAUGAGGGAAAUGUGGCGCUCGGAUUCCUGCUAUUCCAGCUACGGCGUGGACGGCUCCACCUGCUCCUUCUUCAUUUACCUCAGCGAGGUGGAGAACUGGUGUCCUCGUCUGCCCUGGAGGAUGAAGGCUCAGAUUGAUGACACGGACCGGAGAGGGAUGGCGGAGAUCCGGACCAGCUUUGACGGGCUUUACCGCUCCAUGUCGCAGCGGGAGGAGUUUCGCUGGAUGAUGCUGCGGAUCAAACGCAUGGCCGAGCCGUGGGUCGGCGCCAUCCGCUCCCUGGCCGCCAAGCAGAACCUGGGCAAGCGGCGGAGGAAGAAGGUCCUGGUUCACCUGGGUCUGCUCACCAAGGAGUCGGGCUUCAAGAUAGCAGAGAACGCGUUCAGCGGCGGCCCGCUGGGGGAGCUGGUGCAGUGGAGCGACCUCAUCACCACGCUGUACCUGCUGGGCCACGACGUCCGCAUCUCCGCAUCGCUGGCCGAGCUCAAAGAGAUUAUGCGAAAGGUUAUGGGGAACAAGUCCAGCUGCCCCACCCAAGGGGACAAGGUGGUGGAGCUGAUCUACAUCGACAUCGUGGGCCUCACCCAGUUCAAGAAGACGCUGGGGCCGUCCUGGGUCCACUACCAGUGCAUGCUGCGGGUGCUGGACUCGUUCGGGACGGAGCCGGAGUUCAACCACGCCCACUACGCCCAGUCCAAGGGUCACAAGACGCCGUGGGGGAAGUGGAACCUCAACCCGCAGCAGUUCAACACCAUGUUUCCUCACACUCCGGACAACAGCUUCCUGGGCUUCGUGGUGGAGCAGCACCUGAACGCCAGCGACAUCCGCCACAUCGACGACAUCAAGAGGCAGAACCAGUCGCUCGUCUACGGAAAGGUCGACAACUUCUGGAAGGACAAGAAGAAAUACCUGGACAUCAUCCACAGCUACAUGGAUGUGCACGGCACCGUGCACGGCACCAGCACCGUGCACCUCCCGAGCUACGUGAAGAACCACGGCAUCCUGAGCGGACGGGACCUGCAGUUCCUGCUGCGGGAGACCAAGUUGUUCUUGGGCCUGUCCUUCCCCUACGAGGGUCCCGCCCCCCUGGAGGCCAUCGCCAACGGCUGCGCCUUCCUCAACCCCAAAUUCACCCCCCCGAAGAGCAGCAAGAACACAGACUUCUUCAAGGGGAAGCCCACCCUGAGAGAGCUGACCUCACAGCACCCGUACGCCGAGGUUUACAUCGGCCAGCCGCACGUGUGGACGGUGGACAUCGAGAACCCUGCGGAGGUGGAGCGGGCGCUGCGCAGCAUCCUCAGCCAGAAGAUCGAGCCGUACCUGCCCUACGAGUUCACCUGUGAGGGGAUGCUGCAGAGAGUCAACGGCUUCAUCGAGAACCAGGACUUCUGCCACGGCCAGGUGAUGUGGCCGCCGCUCACGGCCCUGCAGGUGAAGCUGGCCGAGCCGGGCCGCUCCUGCAAGCAGGUCUGUCAGGAGGAGCAGCUCAUCUGUGAGCCGUCUUUCUUCCAGCACCUGAACAAGGACAAGGACCUGGCCAGGUUUGGCAUUGACUGCCAGACGGUGGAGUCCAGCUCCGACAUCUUGGUUCCGGCCUACAGCGACUCCCGCCACCACUGCGUCCUGCAGUCGGACCUGCUGCUGUUCAGCUGCGCCGGCGCCCACACCUCGCUGCGCCGCAUCUGCCCCUGCCGCGACUACCUGAAGGGGCAGGUGGCGCUGUGCACGGACUGCCUAUAGCCCCGCCCCUCGCUGGGGGGGGGCAGGAGGACAAUCACACACGGAGCAGACGGACAGAAACACUGACGCUCCGUGUUCGUUCCUCAUAUUUAUUGUUUCCCCGAGCAGCCGACUCCCCCGGCCCCCGGGGGGGCACCAGUCCAGGAAGCUGUGUGGAUUACUUGAAAGGACAAAGGGAGCCACCCAGACACAUAUCACACACCUCUGCCCCCCGGUGACCCCCCCACCCCCGUCCUCCUCCGACUCCUCCAUCCACUCCUACUGCUCAAGACUGAAACGGUUACUAUUUAGGUAGGUUUGCACUGGACCCCCCCCCCCCACACACACACACACACACACACAGUUUUACACUGUAACCAUCUUGUUCCUCUUCUCCACAAUGAAGAGCGCCGAUGAGUCCAGAUUUUUAUUUCUGGGAGUUUUAUCACUUCCAUAAACAUCCUGUAGACUUUAACCCCCCCCUUUCCUUGUUGUUUAAGUUGCACAAUCGCUUUAAACGACUUAAUUCAGAGUUGUAAAGACGAUCGAGCGUGUUUUUGCGGCUCUGCAGAAAGUGUAAGAGUUGUAGGAAUGUUUCUGAACUGCCGUAGAACACGCCGCUUCACGCAGCAGAACCUCGUCCACCGAUAAUCAUUCGGAUCUUAAUUUGCCGGCAAGCAGAGUGAAAACGCUUGAGGAUCGUAAAGUUGGCAGGUUUUGUGGGGAAAAAGGGGGAAAUGCACUAAGUGAAUCUAUUCAGAGGUUUAACAAGAAACUAGUGACACUGUAUAUUGUUCAUAAGGGUUUUGAAGUUUUUCCUUUUUGUAUUUAAUUUAUAUAAAAAGAUCUUUAUCUCUGUAUUUUGCUGGAAAUCUGUUGUUUUUUUUUUGGUUGUUUUUUUUUAUUUAUGGCAGGGGUGUCUUUUCCUUUUUUUUUUUCUUGAUGCAAGAUUUUUUUUAUUUAUGGAGGGUAAUUUAAGGAAAAUAAAAGAAGCAUUCAUGUUUCCGGUGCAUGAUGAGGAGGCUCUGCCUGCUGCUCGUCAGCUCUGAGAGGUGAUGGGAGGAGAGAUCUGGUUAUUCACCGGGGAGCUGGCCUGAUUGGAGAUAAAUCUGCAUCUGUGAGUCGAGAGAGGAAGCUGAGGCUGUUUGGAGGAUCAGGGAGUCAUGAGGAGACGAGGCUCACGGUACCGGAGAUGAUCCCCAUCAUUAGAGCAGCGCAGUACCACCUCUGACCACACGGGGGCAGCACACCACAGGAUUAUUGGACGAUGCAGCAAAGGCACGUCUGGUGGGGUAAAGUGGACGUAUUAGUGUUAGAGUAUUAGGGCUAUACAGGAGGAAAAAUACUUGAGAGGGGAAGAUUGUUUUUUUAUGGUGCACUUUGAGGAAAAAAGUCGAAAUGUCGAGAAAAAAAAUCGAAAGGUCGAGAUUAAUGUUG
Molecule: messenger RNA, 4039 nt
Organism: Cololabis saira (Pacific saury)
Lineage: Eukaryota; Metazoa; Chordata; Actinopteri; Beloniformes; Belonidae
Gene: mgat5
Product: alpha-1,6-mannosylglycoprotein 6-beta-N-acetylglucosaminyltransferase
Exons: 17
Coding region: 398-2623 (741 amino acids)
Biological process (GO): protein N-linked glycosylation
Cellular component (GO): Golgi apparatus
Molecular function (GO): alpha-1,6-mannosylglycoprotein 6-beta-N-acetylglucosaminyltransferase activity
Source: RefSeq, a predicted model, not a curated record